UUGCAGUUUCCGGUGUCUCCCGCGGGCACUUCCGGUGAGGAUGCCGUACGCCAACCAGCCCACCGUCCGCAUCACCGAACUGAGCGACGAGAACGUCAAGUUUAUUGUGGAGAACACGGACCUCGCGAUUGCGAACUCCAUCCGCAGAGUGUUUAUAGCAGAGGUGCCCACAAUAGCCAUUGACUGGGUGCAGAUUGACGCCAACUCUUCGGUCCUCCAUGAUGAAUUCAUAGCGCAUCGAGUAGGUCUCAUUCCUCUCACUAGUGAUGAUGUAGUGGACAAACUGCAGUACUCUAGGGACUGCACCUGUGAAGAGUUUUGUCCGGAGUGCUCGGUUGAGUUUACAUUGGAUGUUCGAUGCCAGGAGGACCAGACUCGUCAUGUGACUUCUCGUGAUCUCAUCUCAAACAACCUGCGAGUUAUUCCGGUUACAUCUAGAAGCAGGGACAAUGACCCAAAUGACUACGUGGAGCAAGAUGAUAUUUUACUUGUCAAACUCCGGAAGGGCCAGGAGUUGCGACUCAGAGCUUAUGCCAAGAAGGGAUUUGGAAAGGAGCACGCCAAGUGGAACCCUACGGCUGGAGUGGCCUUUGAAUAUGAUCCUGACAAUGCUCUGAGGCAUACAGUUUACCCCAAACCUGAAGAAUGGCCAAAGAGUGAAUACUCUGAAAUUGAUGAAGAAGAGGCUGAGGCGCCGUAUGACCCCAAUGGAAAGCCCGAAAGAUUUUAUUAUAACGUGGAGUCCUGUGGCUCGCUGCGUCCUGAAACCAUCGUCCUGUCUGCUUUGUCCGGUCUGAAGAAGAAGCUCAGUGACCUUCAGACACAACUCAGCCAUGAAAUUCAGAGUGAUGUCCUCACUAUUAACUGA
Messenger RNA from Pelobates fuscus (common spadefoot toad), 868 nucleotides. RefSeq names its product RNA polymerase II subunit C (gene POLR2C). Gene Ontology annotation, biological process: DNA-templated transcription. The transcript is spliced from 9 exons. Gene Ontology annotation, molecular function: protein dimerization activity. NCBI's taxonomy places the organism in Eukaryota, Metazoa, Chordata, Amphibia, Anura, Pelobatidae. The coding region runs from base 41 to 868 and encodes 275 amino acids. Gene Ontology annotation, cellular component: RNA polymerase II, core complex. The record is from RefSeq and is a predicted model, not a curated record.